Enterobius vermicularis (human pinworm) is the source of this 824-nucleotide messenger RNA. NCBI's taxonomy places the organism in Eukaryota, Metazoa, Nematoda, Chromadorea, Rhabditida, Oxyuridae. The record is from the annotation of a GenBank genome assembly.
AUGUUUUACAUCAAGAUUACAGGUUCUUUGACGCAAAUUGGUCAGCGCGCUUGGCUGUCAGCCGAGAGGGUAGUGGCACAAGACCACACGGAAGCGGUCGCAGUGUCUUAUUUAAGAGUGGGGCACCGACAUGAAAAAAAACGUUUUGCAAUACCGAGUCUAGAUCAUGGAAACACCUCAAAAGAGAAAAGGCUCGCUCUUUCUACGGACAUAGAACAUCAUGUGAUCUACUGGAAAACCUCUCUGGCGCAACCAGUUGGCGCGUCUGGCUUCCAACCGAAAGGUCGGUUUAAGCAAAUUAGCCAGCGACCAGAUGCGCACACCCUUCUCACAGAUAUGAAACAUAACCUGGUGUACUGGAUAGCUUCUGUGGCGCAAUCGCGUGUUAGAAGGGGAACUGCAGAAACUUGUUCAGCUCCAGAUUCUCAUAUUUCUUAUUUAUUUAAUUACAUACUUCCUGAGAUGAGUUUUUUUAUCUGCUCCUUCCCGGGACAGACAAAAAUCGUUUCUCUUGCGAUCUACACCAGCUGGGCACACAUUUCUCACAGACACGAAAGGCAGCUUGAAGUGCUGGAUAGCUUUCGUGGCCCAGCAGUUCCCGAGAUGCGUGCUAAAUAUUUUCCGUGGCGCAAUCGGUUAGCGCGUUCAGCUGUUAACCGCAACGUUGGUGGUUCAAGCCCACCGGGGAGCUACGAAAAUGUUUUUAAUCAACUAAAUAACAUUGAGAAUAACCGAUUUCACAGAGACGAAGUAGGCCGGAAAGUACGUGGCAAAUUUCUGUAUCAGCUACAGUUUUCGAUUGUGAACAGAUGUUGGUGCUGAGA